Felis catus (domestic cat) is the source of this 2739-nucleotide messenger RNA. It is a transcript of the gene FBXL21, whose product is annotated as F-box/LRR-repeat protein 21. NCBI's taxonomy places the organism in Eukaryota, Metazoa, Chordata, Mammalia, Carnivora, Felidae. The transcript is spliced from 6 exons. The coding region runs from base 885 to 2273 and encodes 462 amino acids. Gene Ontology annotation, cellular component: nucleus; cytosol; SCF ubiquitin ligase complex. Gene Ontology annotation, molecular function: protein binding. The record is from RefSeq and is a predicted model, not a curated record. Gene Ontology annotation, biological process: regulation of cell cycle; G2/M transition of mitotic cell cycle; entrainment of circadian clock by photoperiod.
CCCCCCCCAAAAACAAAUAAACAUUAAAACAAUAAAUAAACAAAAAAAGAAAGCUAUGUGUUUUAAAGCUGAUCUUCAGCUCAUCUGUCCAGGCCCCACCUUCCUUGUCAUUGCACCCAUGAUUAGGAUUUCAGACCCCUUAGCAGAUGCCUUUUAAUCUGUGGUAGCAGCAAUGAGAUUUCUAGUUUGCUCUUUUAGAAAGCAGCUUAAAUAAAGGACAUUUGAUAAUAAUUUCUGUUCAUUUUCAUGUUGCUGCUUCCAACAACUUUGUCUAGGGUUUUAGGUAGUUUUGAAUCUUCUAUUAUCUGUAAUAUUCACACAAUAUUUCUAGCAUUGUGAUGACUGAAAACUUGAAACUUUCUAAAAUACUUCCUGUGUAUUCAUUUAACCAAUUCUGGAAGAAGUGAUGAUGCAAAAGAUAGUUGUUUCCAUUGCUGCCACCAGAUUGGCUUCAAGAUGUUCAUUUAAUGUCUUUGAGAAUGUUCUUCUCAAGAAUACUGUCGGAGAUUUCUUAAAUACUCUUAGAGGAUCCAAUUCACAUGCUCACCUGUUCCACCCAAAUUAGUAAAGAUAACAAAAAAGGAAAUUGGGUUAGGGUGAUUAGGCCACUAAGUGGAUUUUGAGUCAUUGUUACAUUCUUUGCUGAAUGCUAAUAAAUCUUUUCAAACUCUAGACUUUCACUGAAGAUCAGUGUUAAGCUAUCCUUUUUUGGAAGUUUGGUUUAUCACUUGAUGGGGUCCCAUAGUCUGAUUUUAUGUUCUUCUGUGGCUCACAAUUCCAGGUAGUCACUCUGAAACAGCAAACAAGUGUCCUCAGUACCCAGGGAAGUAGUUCAUCUGAUUCUGAAGACUCCACUGAAUUGAUCGGAUAGGAAGUGAAAUCACAUGGAUGUUGGUGAGUACCCCAUGGCAGCUGUUACUUCAUAUGGUUCGUUCAGAGUGAACUAUAACUUGGAAGCCGACUUUAGAAUGAAGAGGAACAGUUUAUCUGUUGUGAAUAAAAUUGUCCAGUCUUCACCAGCAGUGAAACAACCAAAAGUUGGGUUCUACUCUUCUCUCAGCCACACCCACAUGCACACUGUUCUUCUAGACUGGGGGAGUUUGCCUCACCACGUAGUAUUACGCAUUUUUCAGUAUCUUCCUUUAAUAGAUCGGGCCCGGGCAUCUUCAGUAUGUAGGAAAUGGAAUGAAGUUUUUCAUAUUCCUGACCUUUGGAGAAAGUUUGAAUUCGAACUGAACCAAUCAGCAACUUCAUAUUUUAAGUCUACACAUCCUGAUCUCAUUCAGCAGAUCAUUAAAAAGCAUGCUACCCAUCUCCAGUAUGUCAGCUUUAAGGUUGACAGUAGUACUGAAUCAGCAGAAGCUGCCUGUGAUAUACUUUCUCAGCUGGUAAACUGCUCUCUCCAGACCUUGGGCUUGAUUUCGACAGCCAAACCAAGUUUUAUGAAUGUGUCAAAGUCUCAUUUUGUGUCAGCACUUACAGUUGUUUUUGUCAACUCAAAAUCAUUAUCAUCGAUCAAAAUUGAAGAUACACCAGUGGAUGAUCCUUCACUGAAGAUUCUCGUGGCCAAUAAUAGUGACACUCUAAGACUCCUAAAAAUGAGUAGCUGUCCUCAUGUUUCAUCUGAUGGAAUCCUUUGUAUAGCUGACCAUUGUCAAGGCCUUAGAGAAUUGGCAUUGAAUUAUUACAUUCUAAGUGAUGAACUUCUCCUAGCCCUUUCAAGUGAAACUCAUGUUCGCCUUGAACAUCUUCGAAUUGAUGUUGUGAGUGAAAAUCCUGGACAGGUUGAAUUUCACACUAUUAAAAAACAAAGUUGGGAUGCACUUAUUAAACACUCCCCUGGAGUUAAUGUUGUUAUGUAUUUCUUUUUAUAUGAAGAAGAAUUUGAGGCAUUCUUCAGAGAAGAAACCCCUGUUACUAACCUUUAUUUUGGUCGUUCGGUAAGCAAAGCAGCUCUAGGCCGGAUAGGUCUUAACUGUCCACGACUAAUUGAGUUAGUGGUAUGUGCUAAUGGUCUUCAGACUCUUGACGAUGAACUUAUUUGCAUUGCUGAAUGCUGUAAAAACUUAACAGCCUUGGGCCUCAGUGAAUGUGAAGUGAGUUGCAGUGCAUUCGUUGAUUUUGUAAGACGGUGUGGGAAAAGGCUGACCCACCUCUCCAUAAUGGAAGACGUUUUGAUCCCUGAUGGUAAUUAUAACCUAGAUGAAAUUCACACUGAAGUCUCCAAAUACUUGGGAAGAAUAUGGUUCCCUGAUGUCCUGCCUAUCUGGUAAUUAGCUACCAAAGAUUCUUAAUUUUUUUUUUUAUUGGUAAGAUAAGCUUCUUUCUGUCUAUGCAAAUGUAAAUUUUAAGAUGCAUUGUUGAAAUAUUUUAGGUAAGGUAUAUUAACAUUUGCAAACUGUCUUAAUGGAUUGCAGCAAAAAACAUUUGAAAAAAAAGUAGGAGAAAUUUUAAGAGCGAGAAAUACCCAUAAACAGGGCUUAGAUCCUGUAUUGUGGAUUAGGUAGCUGAUAUGCUAAACGCUAUCAAUGGUUUGUAGAUGAGUUCCUCAGCCUUCCUCGAAGGGAUAUUUUAGCUUGCUAAAUAAAUUUAUAAUAUUAGCUUCGGAUCCCUAAAUUAUGAUGUUUAUAACUUUAUAUUGCUUUAAUUACUUCUCUUUUAUCUUGGUAUUAGUGUGUUUUACAAGAUAUGUAGUAUUAAAAACUAAGAGUAAAAUAAAAGUAUAGUUACAGAGGCUGA